Messenger RNA from Spodoptera exigua (beet armyworm), 4360 nucleotides. NCBI's taxonomy places the organism in Eukaryota, Metazoa, Arthropoda, Insecta, Lepidoptera, Noctuidae. The record is from the annotation of a GenBank genome assembly.
AAUCUUGCCUGACUGAAAACAGCCGCGAUUUACUUCUAGAAGACCUUCAUUCAAAAAUAAGUUGGAAGAACAUUGUUUUUAUACCAAGUUCAUAAAUAUAAAGUUCCCCUAAUGUGCCCUGAACAUGAUUGUGUAAUUAAUAUUGAACGACGUAUUAAUGUUCCAAGCGUGCGACUAUACUGGAAGCUAUCUAUUGCUAAAUAAUUGAUCCAAUAGAACUGUGCGGUCUUGUAUAUCCGUAGACGCGUUUGAGUUACAAUUAAAUUAGUUUCCCCUCAUAGUUUAAUUAUGUUGAGUUCUGUUGUCGAUUAUGUGAAUUAUUUGUGAUCAUCUGUGAGAGAGGUGUUCUCGAUGCGAGGGAGUGAGGGGUAUAGCGGAAGUGUCUGGAUAGCCCCAAGCUCGGUUUGGUCUCUGACGCCCGUCCCACCCCCUAGGGCGCAGCCUCUGCUAACCCUGGCUGUUGUGUUUCGAUGUCGCUAAAUAUUAUUUUCUUUAUCUUUUUUUCUAAAUGUGUGUAUGUAUAUCUAUGUAGUUAUCCGGCCAUAAUCCUUGUUUUAUUUUAUGUUGAACCCUACAUUUGAGUAUAAUAUGUAAUCAGUAUUAUAUGUUAUUAUAACCAUACAUAUAUGGGUGUUGCAUGAUCCGUGCCUACUGUGUCCGAAUAUGUUAGACUUCUAUAGCCCUUUGUGUUGUUCGUAGUGAACUGUACAUUUAUGUGAUUAUAUUUACCUUCCCGGGCGAACUGCCCUCGGCGCUGACAGUUAAUUAACUAUACUCAUAUUUAUACUACGCUACUCCUCAACUUUAUGUCAAAGACGCUAAUUAUAAUCUCAAAGCGAGUGUUUAACCGUCAGCUCCUGUAAUUUCGCCCGAUUGCUGUUUUAGGUUUCAAAGCAUGAAGCCCGUCAUUGUCCACAAUAGAAUCCAAGUCCCAUGUUUAGUUUGAAUACUUCUCUAACGUUAGUACCCCUUUUAGUACGUUAAUUGAACAAAUACGUGCGCUUUUGAGUCUGAAAAAAAACCUAGUGAAACCAUUGUUGCUUGGGCUUGCUUUCUAAUGAGACCCUGUCUACCUCUCGGAUCCUCAGUGCAGGUAUCCGCGUCCGAGGCUGACUCACUAUUUCAACGCACUUUCUAUUCUAUUUAUUUCCUGUUUGGUAACGAUACUUGACUCUUCAUAGAUGACAUGGUUGUUCUCUGUGUUUCUGUUUCCGUACGUAACGUUCCAACACUAACUGAUCUAGCGAACUAAUCUUUGGCAUUGCGUACAUCGUGAUCAGUGUAUGUUGAUGUUCGUUCUAUCCUGUUUUAGUUGAUCUGUAUCUUAGGUCUCUGUUGUAGUGGCUGCUCUCUGUUGUUGACUGUACAUCUAUUAUGUUGUAUGAUUUUCAUGCCUUCUCGAACAUUCACAUUACUGUCAAUAUGUGGGCGUGAACACACCCCGUACCUACCACUGAACUCCAACAAAUAUAUCGAGCUACACCUAAUGCUGACUCUCACACAAUAUACCUACAUGGACCUAACCGAUAUUACCAGUAUUACCCACAUUACUGUAUUCAUAUUAUUUCUUACUUUUCAUUUACUAUAUUUUAGUUCAGAAUCUUUAUAGAGGAUACCUUAUUAUUUACGUAAUAUGUUGCGAUUAUUGUUUUAUAACAUUAAGUUUAUAUGCUGAAAUGUAUGCGCCGAAUAUAACAUGAUAUACGACACUGUACAGACUCAGCAUUACUCUCAACAACACAGUUCAAACACCAGGGAGGACGUCAUCCAGCGGGUCGCCACCGAGCCAAGGUUCACGUGUUGCUUCAACCCCUUGCCUUAGUGGUAGACGCCCAUUGUAUGGCCAGGUGGCACGACGCUGGGUGGCGUCAUCCCGCGUGACAUACAAGUGCAACAUCUGACUGUACUCGUGACGCGCCACGCUCGCGCCGCCGCGUGCGCGCCCGCCGGGCUCGAACCCACUGUCCACUCACCCUACUGUACCCCUCACAACUAACAUGCUCUGUGACUUUUUGUUUCUGCGGCGUAGAGCAAGGAGGCCGGCAUUCGUACUCUGGUCGCUCUAGAUGACCAGGGAGGUGAGUGAUCUGCAAAAUUUGCAACACUACAUUAUUUACAAUUUUAUAUAUUUUAUCCUUUUUCGCUAACUUUGUUGAGCAUCGUAGGGUUUUCAGCCGACCCGAAGAUGGGCUCACCGAUGUAGAAGAGUUAAGGGGGUAUCGCAUUGAUUAUGUAUUUAAAUUACGUCACUGCUAUUACAAUGCAAAGGUGCGGGCAUCCUCUGAGAAAUGACCGUUUACAUUGUAAGACUCACACACGGAGAUGACCACGGAAAACCCACAUCUUUGUAUAUUUAUUCGUAUGUAGAUAAUAUACACCACUUUGCACAACUUACAACGAGCUCUAUCUUGUACGACGUCCGGCAGGCCGACCGACAUACAACCGUAUAUAUUCGGGCGUACCGAUACCUUAUACAUUCUGCAUUCCAGAUAUUGUUCGUACUCGACUCUAAUUGAAACAACUUUACUGAUUUCACAUAAAACGAAUCUAAAUGAACGAGCAAAGUAAAUUCGAAACGCUUCUCCUCAACGCACGACUCUUGACAUCACACAAUAAAUCAUGAAUCAUAUGAAACUGAGCACAGAUGAAACUGAAUCUGGUUUUACUUGCAAGCUUCACUGCAUGCAUGUGGUUGUGAUCGAGUAGUGUGUGUUAGCACGCCGCACGCGUCGCCCGGCACGCCCGCCACGCCCGCCACGCCCGUAGGCCGCGUCACGCCGCCGCAGCUGCUCGCGCCUCACGCCGCGCCCGUGCGACCGACCGGCGCACCGCACCACCCACCCACACACCCCGAUACUCUCUCCUACGAUAUAUUAUUUUGAUUUGUAUUUUAUGUAUAGAGCGAGGACGCCGGGGGGCAAGCGCUUCAUAUGUUGAGUCACCAGGGCGGUAAGAGUUAAACUGACACAUGGGUAGUCGAAACGUGAGAACGUCUGUGUUUGAAUGUGCAGUUAAUAAAAUUAAUCUCUUUGUUUUUCUUUGACGUUUCUCUUAACUAACGACUUAUCUGAGAUCGAUGUUGCGUGUGUAUCUAUGUUUCGAUGGGGAUGACCUUGACAUAUAGUGUAAAUAGAAGCCCGAUGGCCGUUCGUUGCUAAUUGUCGCAAAAGACUGUUACUCUAUCUUUUGCUGAAGAUUUAAUUUGAAUGAGCUGCGCAAUCUGUUUAGUUCUUCCGUUGAAUUCGAUCGCUUUUUAUAGGUAUAUUUAUUUAUCUUUCCGAAUCUACUGUUCUCUUCCGUAACUGCGGUACUGAAAUGAAUGCGCGUUGACCGAUGUCUGUUCGACGUAUAGAGUAACUGGUAUCCGCCUUCACCUCCAUGGCUGGCAGCGUACUGUUCAUGUUAGCUGUAGGUCUGUAACUGUUAGCUCGAUGCGUCUGUGUCUGUCGGCGAGGCCGCGAGGCCCCUCGCCGCACUACAUAUUAGUUUGUUCAUUUUUCUUCUUCAAUAAAUAAUACUUUGCUAUUUCACGUUUCAUUUAGGAAUGGCUUACUUACUGGAUACGCUCAUUUGCUAAGUUGAUUUAUUUUGUCCCAUGAUCACCCGGCGGCGGGCCGAGCGCCCGUCGCUCCAUGUCCAUGUUUUGUUUCUGUUUAGUUAUCAGUUUGUUUGUGUUGGUAUGAGUUAGCGACGCCCGCGCGGCCGGGGCUGCCUGCGCGCGCGCCGCUCCCGACUCCUCACCGCAUUCGUUUGGCGAGCUAUAGUGACAUCAUUAUUGUGUUGUAGAGUCACGAGGUGGGCAUGAAAACCCUGGUCAUGCUGGAUGAACAGGGCGAGCAAUUGGACAGAAUCGAGGAGGGAAUGGAUCAGAUCAACGCGGACAUGCGCGAGGCAGAGAAGAACCUCUCGGGCAUGGAGAAAUGUUGCGGGAUCUGUGUUCUACCGUGCAACAAGGGUGCGUCAUUCAAGGAGGACGAUGGUACGUGGAAAGGGAACGACGAUGGCAAGGUGGUCAACAACCAGCCCCAGAGGGUGAUGGACGAGCGCAACGGGAUAGGACCACAAGCCGGAUACAUAGGAAGGAUAACAAACGACGCUCGCGAAGAUGAGAUGGAAGAGAACAUGGGUCAGGUGAACACGAUGAUCGGUAACCUCCGCAACAUGGCUCUGGACAUGGGCUCCGAGCUGGAGAACCAGAACCGCCAGAUCGACCGCAUCAACCGCAAGGGUGAGAGCAACGAGACGCGCAUAGCGGUGGCCAAUCAACGCGCGAACAAGCUCCUCAAGUCUUAAGCACAACGCACUUGAAUAAACCCACUAAAAUGACGCUUAUCAAAAUACACUUUAUUAUUUAAAUUAA